GCAGGAUGGCACAAUCACUGAAAGUCCUUUGGAAUGUGAGGAAUGGGAUGAUUCUUUGUUUAACGCCGUUUCUCCUCCUCCCCCUGCCACUUGUUGUGGGAACAACGGAGGCAUGCUGUGCCUAUGUGAUCAUCCUGAUGGCGGUCUACUGGUGUACGGAGGCGCUGCCUCUGGCCGUCACCGCCCUCCUGCCCGCCGUCCUCUUCCCGAUGUUCGGCAUCAUGACCUCCAAACAGGUGUGUAUGCAGUAUCUGAAGGACACCAACUUGCUGUUCGUGGGUGGUCUAUUGGUGGCCGUGGCAGUGGAACACUGGAGCCUGCACAAGCGGAUAGCUCUCAGAGUUCUCCUCUUUGUUGGGGUGCGGCCUGCUCUGCUGAUGUUGGGCUUCAUGGGGGUGACGGCCUUCCUGUCCAUGUGGAUCAGCAACACGGCCACCACGGCCAUGAUGGUCCCCAUUGUCCAAGCGGUGCUGGAGCAGCUCAACAACCAUGACGUGGAGAUGCCCGAGAUCCUCGCAGCCGGAGACGGCAACCACCACCCUGUGGAGGUGGAGUACAAGCAGGCUGGGAAGGAUGACCAGGUGGUGGUGAAUGGGCUGGAUGGGUCUGCGGAGGCUGCCAGGAGGAUGGAGGCGCAGGAGAGGAGGCGCAUGUGUAAAGGCAUGACCCUGUGCAUCUGCUACGCCGCCAGCAUCGGGGGCACGGCCACCCUCACCGGCACCGGGCCCAAUCUGGUGCUGAAGGGCCAGAUGAACCAGCUCUUUCCUCAGAACGGCGAUGUCAUCAAUUUCGCCUCCUGGUUUGGUUUCGCCUUCCCUAACAUGAUCCUCAUGCUGGCCAUGGCCUGGCUCUGGCUCCAGUUCGUCUUCAUGGGAUUCAACAUCAAGAAGACGUGGGGCUGUGGCGCAGAGAAGGGCGAGAAGGAGAUUGCGGCCUACAACGUUAUCCGCGAGGAGCACCGGCAGCUGGGACCCAUGUCCUUUGGGGAGCUGAGCGUGCUGGGGCUCUUCACUCUGCUGGUGGUGCUCUGGUUCACCCGAGACCCAGGCUUCGUGGCCGGGUGGGCCACGCACAUCUUCAAUGCAGACGCAGAGUAUGUGACAGAUGCGACCGUGGCCGUAUUCAUCGCCAUCCUGCUCUUCGUCCUCCCCUCCAAACCUCCACAGAUAAAGCAGUGGCUGUCAUGCUUCAACACAGACUCCCAGGUCACACCUGCGUCUGCGUCUGCGUCGGGCCCCGGCGCGGCUCUGCUCAGCUGGAAGGUGGCCCAGAAGAAGCUGCCCUGGAACAUUGUGCUCCUGCUCGGGGGAGGCUUCGCCCUGGCCAAGGGGAGUGAGCUAUCUGGCUUGUCCAAGCUGAUGGGCCACACCUUGACCCCGCUCCACACCAUCCCUCCCUGGGCCAUAGUCAUUAUCCUGUGCCUGCUCAUCGCUGUGUUCACCGAGUGCACCAGCAACGUGGCCACCGCCACACUCUUCCUGCCCGUCCUGGCGUCCAUGUCCCAGUCCAUAGGCAUGAACCCGCUGUAUGUCAUGGUGCCAUGUACCCUCAGCGCCUCCUUCGCCUUUAUGUUGCCCGUGGCAACCCCUCCCAACGCCAUCGUCUUCUCCCAUGGCUACCUCAAAGUCUCUGACAUGGCCAAGACAGGCUUCAUGAUGAACAUCAUCGGCAUCGUUUGCAUCACCCUGUCCAUCAACACCUGGGGGCGGGCCAUGUUCCACCUGGACACCUUCCCCGCCUGGGCCAAUGAGACGGCGGUAUGAGGGUGAACGACAGGUGGCCGAGACCUAUAGGAGAGUGCAGAGCACAGGCAGGGUGUGCUGCCUCCCGCCUCUCCAUCACCAGAGGACCCGCAUGGGGUCACUAAAACGAGUGUCGGCACUAAAAGGAGCUUCAGCUCCUUCCUCUGUCAUUGGGGGAGGAGAGAAGCACCCAGGGCAGAGGUGUCAAUCCUGGGGUGCAUUUCUCGAAACCAUAGUUUGCUAACAACAUUAGCUACUUUGUUGUUUGCAAUGCAAUUUCCCAUUGGCAACUACCCAAGUUGCUAAGUGGCUAACAACUGCGCUUUCCAGAAACGCACCCCUGGGUUCAGAAAGUUAAAAAUCCUGCCACAAAUAUGAUCCAAUCAGCUCUGAAUAAGGUGACCGCAAUGAACGCUCAAGAUACAUAAGACCAGUUGCUGAAGUCACCUGACCACCUGCUGAAGUCUCUUGUGUUAAAGGGAAGCUGUGGAAGGGUUUUUAUAUAUUUGUGAACCAGAUUUUUGACACCUCUGCAGCACCAGAGUAUGUUUGAUCUGCUGUAGUCUCGCUCAGGCAUCCGUACUAGCUUGUGUAGUCAAUCCUGUAGGAUUAUGUUUUUGUUGUUAUUAUCAUUAUUAAUUGAUGUAUUCAUAAAUGCGCUAUGUUUUUUAGCGUCCCUAAAGAUGUCUGUAGGGAGGGAGUGCCUGUGAAAGUAUUGCCAAAGGGUGAGAGGUUUGUUUGUUUGUUUGAGCUUUUUUUCUGUCCGAGCUUCAACCAGCAGUUUCGCCUUUUUUCUGCUGUGACAGACAAUUACACAUGGAGCAUUCGAAUGAGACCACAUGAAAGGUUUUUGUUUUGCUAUAUUCAGUUUUGUACUAAAAAAUAACUGGAGAGUUCUAUAAAAAGUAUGGAAAUGCUUUCACUUAAGCAAGCAAUUGCCAGCCUAUGCUCUUUUAUUGCAGUAACUGUUAAGAAAGUCCUUUUUAAAGUUUUCUUUUUUUACAUUAACUAUUUGUACUUGGUGCAAAGUGCCUCACCUGUAGCCAUUGCCAAUGCCAAUAUUGCAAAUGUAUACAUGUGUAUUACGCACAAACACCUACAAUCACACUCACAUAUGCACACACUGGAGACACACAGACACACAUAAAAAAGUACAUUUCCCACAUUGUAUUCCACAAAUCCUGUGCCUUAAGAUGUAAUGAUGUGCAAAAAACUGCACAAAAUCUCUACAUUCCAUUUUUACGUCUAUUAUACAGCCUGUUUUAUCUGAAUUGUAUGUCAUUCACAUCCGUCUUUCAGAUGAGAUGAGUAUUUCAUGUCAUUUUUCUGACAUUUUUCUGAAUCAAUUUUCUUGAUUUGCCUUUCGCAAACACUUUUCACACACAUCUCUUUGUGAAGUUUAAAUGCACUCAGAGUUCCUGUAUGAUGUACUGUAUGACCACCAGAUGCUGUAUGACAGUGGAACUGGGCAGUAUUCCAGUUUCACGCAAUGAGAUGAAAACUGCACAAUGACCAUGCUGUGAAUACUGUACCGGUAUGUUGUGUUAUGUAUAUUUAUUGUUAUAUAUACUAUAUGCAAUGUCAUUUCAUGAGAUGAUGCCAUUUUCAAAGACAACCAUUGGGAAAAGAAAACACGCAAUUACAAAAGAUACAUGCAAUUACAUUAAAAUUGUACAUCACCAGUUGU
Molecule: messenger RNA, 3429 nt
Organism: Engraulis encrasicolus (European anchovy)
Lineage: Eukaryota; Metazoa; Chordata; Actinopteri; Clupeiformes; Engraulidae
Gene: slc13a5b
Product: solute carrier family 13 member 5b
Exons: 12
Coding region: 6-1763 (585 amino acids)
Biological process (GO): citrate transport; transmembrane transport
Cellular component (GO): membrane
Molecular function (GO): succinate transmembrane transporter activity; citrate transmembrane transporter activity; sodium:dicarboxylate symporter activity
Source: RefSeq, a predicted model, not a curated record